UUCUGCUUUACCUGGUGGAUCUGGCCUCCAGUUAGCAGAAGAGAGGUAUCCUGGCAUCAACAAGGAGCCAAGGGUGACCUCUUGAUCAGCCUAACUGCUCGCACAACUGCCUGCCAUCACCAUGCCUAGAGGUCAGAAGAGUAAGCUCCGUGCCCGUGAGAGACGCCGCCAGGCCCGUGGUGAGACCCCGGGCCUGGAGAGCACGGAGGCUACUGCAGCAGCAGCAGCAGCAGCAGCAGCAGCAGAGGAGCGCCCCUCCCCUGCCUGGCCUCUUUCUGGGGAUGGAGCUCAGAAUAUGCCUGCCACUGCGACACCCAGAAGUCCUCGGGCAGCCCACAGGACCCCGUCUCCCGCCAGUGCUGGUGCAGCUGUUUCAUGCCCCGAUUCAGAUGACAGUGACAAAAGCCAAGAUGAGGAAAGCCGACGAUCCUCUAAGGGCAAUGAGUUCUUAUGCAGAGAUCCAUUAAACAAGAAGGUGGUUUUGUUGGUGCAGUUCCUGCUGCAGAAGUAUCAGAAGAAAGAGCCAGUUACCAAGGCAGACAUACUGAAGUGUGUCAUCAGAAAGUACAGGUGUCAUUUCAAUGAGAUCCUCAAGAGAGCCUCUGAGCACAUGGAGCUGGCCUUUGGUAUUGAUGUGAAGGAAGUGGAUCCCAUCCGGCACUGCUAUGCCCUCCUCAGCAAACUAGACCUCAGCGUCGAUGGAACGACACUUGAAGGAGAGAACAUGCCCAAGACUGGCAUCCUGAUGAUCGUGCUGGGUGUGAUCUUCAUGAAAGGCAACUGUGCCCGGGAGGAGGAGGUCUGGGAAGUCCUGAAUAUGAUGGGUGUAUAUUCUGAUAAGAAGCAUUUCAUCUAUGGGGAGCCCAAGAAGAUCAUCACUGAAGAUUUGGUGCAGCUCAGGUACCUGGAGUACCGGCAGGUGCCCGGCAGCGACCCUCCGAGCUAUGAGUUCAUGUGGGGCCCGAGAGCCCAUGCCGAGACCAGCAAGAUGAAAGUCCUGGAGUUUUUGGCCAAGAUCCACGAUACCGUCCCUAGUGCCUUCCCAGCCUGGUAUGAAGAGGCUUUGCAAGAUGAAGAAGAGCGAGCCCAAGCCCGAGCUGCAGCCAGGGCUCGUAUCACUGCCAUGGCCAGUGCACGUGCCAGGGCCAUGGCCACCAGCUCAUCCCACACUAAGUGAAGUCUCAGGCUGGUCCAAAAGAUGCUGAAGUUUGAAGCAGUUUGUUUUUUUUGUGGAAGAAAAACGCAGUCAGCAUUCUAAGUAAUGGAUGGCAAUGGCCAGGGUGGGUCUGGAAGGAACACAGUGAAUAUCAUCUUGGUGUUCUUGUUCUAUAUGGUAAACUUAAGAGUUCUCUUUUUAGAAAUCUCUUUUCU
Molecule: messenger RNA, 1371 nt
Organism: Hyaena hyaena (striped hyena)
Lineage: Eukaryota; Metazoa; Chordata; Mammalia; Carnivora; Hyaenidae
Product: melanoma-associated antigen B18-like
Exons: 3
Coding region: 122-1177 (351 amino acids)
Biological process (GO): negative regulation of transcription by RNA polymerase II
Cellular component (GO): nucleus
Source: RefSeq, a predicted model, not a curated record